GGUGGUGUUGUGGUCAGUAGACCACGCCUCCGUGCUCAUAUACUGAGGAAUACAGAGGAUCAGAAACAAGAGCUGAACUAUUGAAGGAGGUUGCCCUUUGGUAUCACUUGUGCGCAAGAACACUUCCAGAACAGGAUGGCAACAGAGGUCACAGAUGACCUUGAAGGCAUUGUAUGUCACAUGGAUGACGUUCUGGUGUGGGGCAGAAAUCAGGAGGAGCAUGACACCCGUCUGCGUGCUGUGUUGCAGAGGAUGCAGAAGAAACAAAUGGUUUCCUGUUUCAAGUCUUAUCCUGCAUUUUCCUAACCAGCUUAAAUGUGCUUCUGUAAACACGUAAGGACAUUCCAUGAAGAGGAAUGCUGCUGAAAACAGGUGAUAAAAAAGAAUAUGGCGUCUAGAAGACAUUCAGUUACUCAGCAAAUAUCAUCUGGGACCCUCCACAUGAACAUAUCUGACAGACGAACACAGAAAUGCAGCAAGGAGAAAAAUCAUUAUUGUUCAGAGUGUGGGAAGAAUUUCAUUCAACAGAGUCAUCUCAAACAACACCAGCGUAUUCACACAGGAGAGAAGCCGUAUCACUGCUCAGAGUGUGGGAAGAGUUUUAAUCAACAGAGUAAUUUCCAACAACACCAGCGCAUCCACACAGGAGAGAAACCGUAUCACUGCUCAGAGUGCGGGAAGAGUUUUAAUCAACAGAUUCAUCUCCAAGAACACCAGCGCAUUCAUAGAGGACAGAAGCCAUAUCACUGCCCAGAGUGUGGGAAGAGUUUUAAUCGUCAGAGUCAUCUCCAACAACACCAGCUCAUUCACACAGGAGAGAAGCCGUAUCAUUGCUCAGAGUGUGGAAAGAGUUUUAAUCGUCAGAGUCAUUUCCAAGAACACCAGCGCAUUCACACAGGAGAGAAGCCGUAUUAUUGCUCAGUGUGUGGGAAAAAUUUUACUCAACAGAGUAAUCUCCAAACACACCAACUUAUUCACGCAGGAAUUAAACCAUAUCAGUGCUUAGAGUGUGGGAAAAGUUUUGCUCAGCAGAGUUCACUCCAUCGACACCAGCGCAUUCACACGGGAGAGAAGCCGUAUUACUGCUCAGAAUGUGGGAAGAGUUUUACUCAGCAGAGUUCUCUCCAACAACACCAGCGCAUUCACACAGGAGAGAAGCCAUAUGACUGCGCAGAGUGUGGAAAGAGUUUUAAUCGUCAGAGUCAUCUUAAACAACACUGGCGCAUUCACACAGGAGAAAAGCCGUAUUACUGUUCAGAGUGUGGGAGGAGUUUUACUGUACAGGGUCAUCUCCAGCAACAUCAGCGCAUUCACACAGGAGAGAAGCCUUAUCACUGUUCAGAGUGUGGAAAAAGCUUUAGGCAUUCAAGUACUGUGACAACACACAAGUGCACGAAGAGCAGUGGUGGAAAUGGGCAGUAAUGAGUGUAAUAACACAUUCCGGGAGUAAAAGUCUCAAGGGAAUGAUGAUUCCAGCCUAGAUUUCAAACUGUUUUAUUGUUGUUUCACACUGUUUCUGAAACAUGAGCAUAAAAUGAAAUCUAAUUUCCAGUACCGAAUACCAAGAAUACCAACCCUACAGUUUAUUCACCAAUGGGAAAGAGUGGUACUUCAGAUUCCCCAUAAAUUUAGUUUAAUUUGUAAUAUACAUUGAAAACAAUCGGGAAGCUGCAACAAAGGAGAUAUGAAUUGGAAGACUGUAACAGUGAAGUUUUUGCUGUGGUGGGCAAGGCACUGCAAGACAUCAAACUAUCUGUGUGAUGCACUGUGACCUCUCCUUAGAAUGUUCUAUGUGGCCUCAAGUUGCAUACAGUUCAAACUACAACUCAUCCUUGAAGUUUGUUUUACUCUUUUCUGAGACUUUAAAGACUGUUGAUGUGCUGUGUGAUGCCUGGAGCGUGAUUGUUCUUAAAAAGGGUGCUGUGACAUGAGAUAAGGACUUCUAGAUUCAAGAUUCAAGAAUUUUAUUGUCAUAUGCACAGCAGAAAUCCUUACUUCUAUGCCCAUCUCCAGUCUAUCCACCAGAUAUGAUUGUUUAUAGUAUUUCAACUAGUUGGAACUGGGUAUUUUUUAACAUUGUAGAACUGGGCGAAAGGUGACUAUCUAUGGCUGCAUUAUAAUAAUUUUGAUUUGUAGUCAAAAUGUGUGCAAUUCUGUAUGUAGAUGAUCUGAUUUACAUAAAUUUGCAUAAAAGUAUAACUACAGGUUUUUUUAUUCACUAUGGUCUUCACUGUUUAGUUUUUGGGGUAUAUCACAUCACACAAAUUAUGAAUGUUUUUCCAUAUAUUUCUAAAUUUAGAUUUUAGUCAUGCUGUGGAAAUACAAGCUGGCAAAAAAGUAUUCUGCCAUGCUAUAUAACAAUGCCAUUUACUUCAGAAUCACUUUAUUUUGUUAUGUUACACCAAGAAUUAGCCUUGGGGGGGCACAUAUAUAUUGUACUAAACACACCAAUCCACAGAUUGAUAAACAUGAUAAACAUUAAAAAGAAAAAAAAGACAAAUAACAAUGAAUUAAAAUAGAACAAAUAGAAUAUAUGAGAUUAGAUAUAAAAGAGGUAAUGUGAAAGGAGGAAAAGAGAUAAAGUGUGAUAUGUAAAUGCCCUUUAUGCAGAGUCAGAGGAAAUACACUAUUAUUUACAGUGAUAGGAUGAUAUGAACAUUCAUACAGUUGUAUGAAUAAGCAUUGUGAUUCCGAGGAGUUAUACAUUAAGGGGGGUUUGUAUGUAUACAGUAAACAUGUGCUUUAUCA
Molecule: messenger RNA, 2748 nt
Organism: Pygocentrus nattereri (red-bellied piranha)
Lineage: Eukaryota; Metazoa; Chordata; Actinopteri; Characiformes; Serrasalmidae
Product: zinc finger protein 501-like
Exons: 3
Coding region: 388-1422 (344 amino acids)
Biological process (GO): regulation of transcription by RNA polymerase II
Molecular function (GO): DNA-binding transcription factor activity; RNA polymerase II cis-regulatory region sequence-specific DNA binding
Source: RefSeq, a predicted model, not a curated record